Messenger RNA from Neoarthrinium moseri, 1566 nucleotides. RefSeq lists its product as uncharacterized. The coding region runs from base 1 to 1566 and encodes 521 amino acids. Gene Ontology annotation, biological process: protein import into peroxisome matrix. The transcript has 2 exons. The record is from RefSeq and is a predicted model, not a curated record. NCBI's taxonomy places the organism in Eukaryota, Fungi, Ascomycota, Sordariomycetes, Amphisphaeriales, Apiosporaceae. Gene Ontology annotation, cellular component: cytosol.
AUGGUGGCAGAUACCGCAUACUACGACGCCCUGGGCGUCAAGCCCACCGCCACCGACAUCGAGAUCAAGAAGGCCUACCGCAAGCUGGCCAUCCUGCACCACCCGGACAAGAACCCCGACGACCCCACCGCCCACGAGAAGUUUCAGGUCAUCGGCGAGGCCUACCAGGUGCUGUCCGACAAGGAGCUGCGCGCCGCGUACGACAAGUAUGGCAAGGACAGCGCCAAGCCCGGCGACGGCUUCGUCGACCCGGCCGAGUUCUUCUCCAGCAUCUUCGGGGGCGACGCCUUCAUCGACUGGGUCGGCGAGAUCAGCCUGAUGAAGGACCUGACCGCCACCAUGGACAUCACCAUGUCCGGUGAGGAGGAGGAGGAGGCCGCCGCUGCUGCUGCCGCCGCCGCCGCCGCUGGCGGUGACGACGAGUUCCCCGGCACCGAGGACGCCAUGCGCGAGAGCGCCAAGGAGUCGGCUGCUACGGACGCCAAGGCCCCUGCCGCAGAACCAAAGGUCCCCGCCGUCCACGUCGAAGAAGAAAAGGAGACGAAGAAGGCCGAAGCGGCGUCUGCGGGCACUGCCCCGGAACCGGCUGCGCCGCCGCCCUACAAACGCGAAAAGUCGCCCGCCCCGAGCGGCGCAUCCACCCCCUCCAGGCACGCCAUACCCAUCCGCCCGGCCCUCAUGGACCGGCCGAGCGACGACACGCAUCUGGCGGGCCAGACGGAGGAGGAGAAGGAGCUGCGCAAGAAGGAAAAGAAGAAGGGGGGUCUCAGCAAGGAGCAGCGCGAGCAGCUGGCCGCCUAUGAGAAGGAGCGCGCCAAGAUCCGCGAGGAGCGCGUGAGCAACCUGGUCCAGAAGCUGCAGGACCGGAUCAGCGUGUGGACCGAGACGGACAAGGGCCCCGACGUCACACACGCCUUCCAGGAGAAGAUCCGGAUCGAGGUCGAGAACCUGAAGAUGGAGAGCUUCGGCCUCGACAUCCUGCACGCCAUCGGCCAGGUCUACAUGAGCAAGGCCACCGGCCUGCUCAAGAGCCAGAAGUUCCUGGGCAUCGGCGGCUUCUUCAGCCGCAUGCGCGACAAGGGCACCCUGGUCAAGGACACCUGGAACACCAUCUCCAGCGCGCUGGACGCUCAGCAGACCAUGGAGGAGAUGGCUCGCUUGGAGCAGGCCGGCGGCGACGACUGGACCGACGAGAAGAAGGUCGAGUACGAGAGGCGGGUCACCGGCAAGAUCCUCACGGCGGCCUGGAGGGGGUCCAAGUUCGAGAUCCAGAGCGUGCUGCGCGACGUGUGCGACAGCGUCCUGAACGACAAGAAGGUGCCGCUGAACAAGCGGCUGGAGAGAGCCCAGGCGCUGGUGCUGAUCGCCGACAUCUGCUCAAAGGCCCAGAGAUCGCCCGAGGAGGAGGGCGAGUACAUGGCGUUCGAGCAGCUCGUCGCCGAGGCCGCCAUCAAGAAGGAGAAGGAGAAGGAUUCCAAGAAGAAGGGCAAGGAAAAGGACAAGAAGCACGACGCUCACGAGCCCGAGCCCGCCGAGGCCGCCAACCUGCCCCGGGAGAAGUCGUAG